AGUAACUUGGCUAUUACGCACAUUGCGUUCUUAUGAUAUAUAUUCCGUGGUACAAAUUCAAUUAGUUUUAAUUUAAAAACGCAACAGUUAUAUUCAAAUAGUUAUUAGUUAUUGAAUUAACUUAUGUAGUUUAUACGAUAUUUCAAUCUUUGGAAAAAAAUAUUACUUGAAUAAUAAUAACUUAAAUUUAAAUACAAGUACCUAAAAACUAUUUGAGUUGAACGAUAAUCAAAUUGGAUAAAUAUUAUAAAUCAAAUCCAAACAAAAAUAAUUGGAAGGGGUUCUGAAUGAAAAUUGUUCACGAGAACCAAUAUCUGUACAAAAACUUGUGUUUAGUAGUGGUAACUUGGCUAUUACGCACAUCGCGUUCUUAUGAUAUGUAUUUCAUAAUAUACAAUUCGAUUGGUUUUUAUUUAAAACGCGACAGUUAUAUUCGGAUAGUCAUUAGUUAUUAAACUAACUUAUGAAGUUCAUACGAUAUUUCAAUAUUUGGAAAAAAUAUUACUUGAAUAAUAAUAACUGAAAUUUAAAUACAAGUACCUAAAAACUAUUUGAGUUGAACGAUAAUCAAAUUGGAUAAAUAUCAUCAAGCAAAUCCAAACAAAAUUAAUUAUUCUUGAACAAUGUGGUUUGAAUACAUUUGGAUAGCGUUAACAGCUAUAGCUGUAAUAUCAAAUAAAGGUGUAUCUCAUGCCCAGAGUCAAAACACUAGUGAAUCUAAAAUAAAAAAUCUAAGAAAUGAUUAUGUUCAGGAAGAACACGAUACACCAAAUACAGAAAACCUCACACGUAUUAUAAAUAACGGAAACAAAAUAAAUACCCAAACAUUGUUUGGAGAUAUUAUUGCGAAUAGUAUGAACAACUUUUUACCCUUUUCAAAUGUCAAUGAAAAUUGUACUAGGGAUGGACAACAAUUCAUGAAUGGUUUAAAUAACCAAACAUUAUGGGCUGUUAAAAUGUACACCUCUUCGUCAAAAUAUCCUGGGUCCAUUUUAUCCGGUCACGUCAACGAAUUGGGAUACUUUGACCAAUGCAUGCGCGUUUCAUCACAACGUCUUGGGAUUCACGGAGCAUACGCCAUAGCAAACAUACGGCUCCACCUUUCUGCAGUAGACGAACCUCCCGAACCGCUCAACCAAUUUGACAUAAUCAAAGCGGAUCGGGAACAAUCGAAAAGAGACGCGGUGGCAGAAGUACCGGAAAACCUAUUGUGGGCGUUGUGUUUUCCAGACUCGUGUACCAACGAAGACAUAAGGUUAUCCGUCGCCCGGGCGUUGAAACCAGCUUUCCUUACGAGCAACAUCAGCGUGAAAGUCGCAGUGCCACCGUUGAUGUACACGUCUAAGAACACCACGAUGGAGUAUACAAAUACGGUUUCGAUCAUCUAUGGAAUAUUCAUCGUGGGCAUUGCAUUGGUGAUCGCCGGCACGAUAUACGAAUUAUUUGCAGAUAAACUCGGGAAACCUACUUUUGUCGGUAAGUGUUUACAUUCUUACUCGAUGAUAACAAAUAUGAGAAACUUAUUAGAAGAACCAAAAACUAAAGACUUUGCCGUAACCAAUGGGCUUAAGACGUUGGGAAUAAUAUCUGUGAUAAUUGGUCAUAGAGUUGCACUAAACUUAGGACUCCCAUCAUUUGAUCCGGCUGAGCUCUCGGAACGCAUUUUAGCGAUUUUUGGUGUCGUUUCUCAAGUCUCCGGUUGCAGUUGAGAUAUUUUUUGUAAUAAGUGGGUUUUUUAC
This is a messenger RNA of Acyrthosiphon pisum (pea aphid), 1739 nucleotides long. Its product is annotated as nose resistant to fluoxetine protein 6. The record is from RefSeq and is a predicted model, not a curated record. The transcript has 8 exons. NCBI's taxonomy places the organism in Eukaryota, Metazoa, Arthropoda, Insecta, Hemiptera, Aphididae. The coding region runs from base 624 to 1709 and encodes 361 amino acids.